This is a messenger RNA of Haplochromis burtoni (Burton's mouthbrooder), 5709 nucleotides long. It is a transcript of the gene il7r, whose product is annotated as interleukin 7 receptor. The record is from RefSeq and is a predicted model, not a curated record. Lineage: Eukaryota; Metazoa; Chordata; Actinopteri; Cichliformes; Cichlidae. The transcript is spliced from 8 exons. Gene Ontology annotation, biological process: hemopoiesis; positive regulation of receptor signaling pathway via JAK-STAT; cytokine-mediated signaling pathway. Gene Ontology annotation, cellular component: membrane; external side of plasma membrane. Gene Ontology annotation, molecular function: protein binding; cytokine receptor activity. Bases 131 to 1426 code for a protein of 431 amino acids.
ACUAGCCACUCCCCCUUCCUCUCUCCCAGCCUGCUGACGAGAAAAGCUCUCAGCUGGUGUGACGGCGGGUUAUGAAAGAGCAGAGCGGCAGGUGAGCGUGUGUGCAGCUGGACGGAGACUCGGUGAUGAGAUGCAGUUCGGCUGGAGGAUCGCCGUGAUGCUGCUGCUGCUGCCAGCUGUGUGUGAGGCUCAGAGCGGAGAUGGAGACCCCGACAUGGAGCCCAGAAUCAGCUGCACGUCUCACAUCAUGAUGAAAAGAUGCAAUUUGACCUGCAAGCUGCUUGAAGGCAGAAAUGAUGACGAGGAUGAUGAAGAGGGUGGAGGUGAUGGAGGCGACAGCAUUGAGAGGAUGACCCUGUGCUACCUUCAUUAUGACAGCAACGUAAUGGUGAAGUGCAUGGAGACAUACAGUGAUACAUUCAGCUCCCCAGACCUGAAGCCCUUGUCAGAACUCAGGCUGACCGUCCACUUAAAGAGUGGCGGCAGGAUUUCACAAAAACUCUACCUGAAGAACAUAGUUAAACCAAUGAGUCCUCAGGUGUUUAACAUCACCUUCCAAGAAGAGUCUAACGAGGCUAAGAUUUGGAUUCAGAUCCCGUACCAAAAAGACUACCUGAAAGUGAAGAACCAGGAAUUCCAGUUUCAGAUCGAGACAGCUGGGGAAAUCAUGAUUCAGAACACCUCAUCCCAGGACUUCAUAAAUAUCAACAUGGGAUACCUUAAAAAAGGCUCAAAGUAUUAUGUCAAAGUGCGGGCGCGAACACUCCCAAAGAUUUUUCAGGGCACGUGGAGUGAGUGGAGUGAAACAUUCACUUUCCUUACCCCUGAAAACCUCCAGAAGCAGACCAGUGGAGUACAGGUGGAACCGUACCAAGUCAGAGUGUGUCUGGUCUCUCUGCUGAUGGUGACCUUUAGUAUCAUCAUCAUCAUCAUCAUCCUCUGGAAAAACAAGAUAUUUACCUACAUGUGGCCAAGCAUCCCGCAUCCUAAACAGACUCUGGUGCAGAUCUGCAAGCCAAACAAUCCUCUGUUGCUGACCUUCAGACCUGAGGUGCUCAGUGAUCUCAAAGUCUACCCCGUGGAGACGACAGCGCGUGAGGAAACAGAGCCUGCGAUCAGUCCUGCAUCUGCUGCUGCUUACAGCACUCAGUCGAGUGAACCCUGCUCCACCCAGAGCUUAGAUUGCAGGAGUACUGCCAGCGCCAGCACCGAGGAGCUGGAGCUCUCUGCCUUGUUGAGCAGGAGCUCGUCUGAAGCCGAGGACAGCCUGUCGAGCUGCAGUCCUUCCCCCAUCGACAUCCUCCAGCUUGGGGAAAGACCCGAGCAGCCUGAGCAACAAUUUGAAGUCAAUGACUUUGAGGUGUUUGGAGCAAAUCGACAGGAGGAGGCUUACGUCACCAUGUCCAGUUUCUAUAAGAUCAAGUAGGUGAUGCAGUGGUGAGCAAACAGGAUCAGAGACUGUACUUAUCAAACUUCAGGAUGCUCUAAAGCAAAGGGCAUCCAACUUCACGAGGUCUUCAGAGCAAAGUGAAAGAACAGAAAGACAAACAUGCUGCCUUUUUGUCCGGAUGUGCCUAUCUCCCACUUACAUUUCACCUGGAUUUCAAUGAUGCUGGACCUCUGUCCAGAGAACGAGACAUCAGGCAUUCAUUACCAAAAGAAAAAUCACUGAAUGGAGUGCUCAAGUUUGGUUCACUUUACAGAAAUCAAGCUUUUACUGGUGAAGUAUCUCAUCUGGAUUCCCAUUUGCGCAUAAACCUAAGAGGAUAAAUUCUUUUAGGUUUUGUCAUCUAUUGACAUUUAUUUUAACUCCAUCUUGGAGUUCUGUAGCAAAUAUACACAAGAAUUACUCAGUUGAUGUAUUUACUGAUGAUAAUUAUAUAUUGAUGUAAUUACUCUAUGACGUUUGGUUCAGAUGUUCCCAUCAGGAUGAACAGUGAUAACAUUUAGUAAUUUCACACCAUCCUCAGUUCAUUAUGUUACACAUCCAUCACUUUGUCUCUGCUACACUCUGAGUUUAGCAGAGUUUUUUAAGUGUAGCAGCCUCAACAAGCUGCUAACAUGAGUGGAGACUCUUAUUCCCCAUUGCCACUAACAUGGAAUGGGUUCUUUUUCUGAUUCAUGAACAUAUUUUUGCAUCUUUUGCACCAGCAUUUUAACCCAAAAUAAAUCGUCUCAUCUUUGUAUAGAAGCUGGCUCCCAGCUGGGACUUAAGAAAAAGGUUUUGAAGUGCUAGCCGUGAUAGGAUUAGUGGGAGUGUCACAUUUUACAGGCUGUAAAGCGAGAAUAGACAGCAUGACAACAUUUGGUAUUUGGUGACAGGGUGAAGAAAAAUUCCCUUUUCAUAAGAGAAAGCCUCAGCAGAAUCAGGCUCAUGUGCCGCCAUCUGCUGUGACUGGUUGGGGGUGAGGGGAGUCUCCAUCAUUGACUUGUUAAAAAAAAAAAAAUCACCAACGUGUAAAUUUGUCCUCACUUUGGUGUUUCUCUCGCUUCCUGUGUCAUUUUCUUGGACAGUCAGCCAUCAACAGGCUUGCUAAGAAAAAAAUAACAGAAAAAGGAAAAAAACGUUUUUAUGCAGUGGAGCUGCUCACAGCUCAUAUUCAAAGACAGCAAAACACAGCCUGUGGUUAAUUUUUGUGACUCAUAAACCAAAAAACAUUUGAGACAACUAAAGUAACGAUGUGUUACACGUUAUUCUAACAAUAUGAACUUAGCUCUGCUCCUUUAUAAUCGGGUUUAUUUUAAUAUGUUUAGUCACUGCUGUUAUUUUUAAAGUGAUAAAUUGGCUGUUAUUCUUGUGCUUGUACCAGCAGAUUUUUUUUUAGCUUUAAUCUUUCACUUGAACCCAAAAUGUAGCUUUGAGUAGAGCAGGCUGUUGACCUGCAGCUCUGAAAUACAGGAUUUAUUUUGUUGCUUUGAGGCCAAGUGUGUUUUCAUGUUUUUACUGACACACCUCCACAUGUAGUCAUUUGUCAUUGGAGGAAUCAUAUAUACCUGUGUUUUUGCCUGUUUUACUACAUAGCAUAGAAUAGUGGUUUUCAGAUAAAACUACCUUCCAGGCAUCCCAGCGUCUAAGUGAUCACUUUAUCUUUUAACUCAGCAUUAUGGAUCGUGUUGGCUGCCUGGGAGGUGGUGAACAGCUUCAGUUGACAGAUGAGAGAGAAAUGAAAGUUUCUUUGAUAGUUAAGAGUGUGGCUCAUCUAAAGAAACCCUUUAAACCCCCAAAGUACAUCUAUAUUGACCCAGUGUACUACCUAAAUGACCAAAACACCCAACUGAAUGAGCCUUCAAAGCACCUAACUGGUUGCUAGAUCAAAGCUCCUACUUUAUCCAUCUAAAGGGCCACAAGAAAUAACAAAAAUAUUACUAGAAGCUCAUACUGGAGGCCAUUAAAACCACAUAAAACAUCCCUGAUACCUCCUGUGUAACCACGAUCCCUGUAAAUGAACCUGAGUACGUUCUCAGUGUCCAAAAGGAGCCACUACAAUUAAACAAGGAACCACAAAGAGACCUAUACAGAAGAACCACCUAAACAAUCUGUGGAACAUUGUUAAUGGUUAAAAGGGCCUGUAAGAUCUCUACAACCUAAACCUUGAGUCCUUGAGUCACAUGACCACAACCUGAAGAACUCUUGGGACCUGCUUUUUAUUCUCCAGGUCUUGUAGAAAUGAAUUUAAUUAAACUUCAGCUUAUGGAUUUACUCAUAAAUUCUCAGUGCUCCAUCUCACAAAAACUAGUCUGGUAUAAGAAGACCUGUUUAUCAGAUUUUUCAAUUUUUCACCAUCUGUAUUUUAUUUUUUUCUCAUUCCUCAACCAAAAAAAAUCGAACAACACCAGUGAGGUCAUUUAAAGCUGCUUGUAUCUAAACUCAUCUGCACUUAAACUGUUUGGGAACUGAAACUCAUGCUGCAGCGUUCACCAUGCAUAUCAAACAGGAUCACAUGUAAAGCCUCCUAAAGCUCAUCUGAAUCAUAGUACAGCACUCAAAGCUUUGGGGUUACUUAGAAAUUACCAUGUUUUUGAAGGAAAAGCUAAUUUGCUUUAAUUUACAGUUAAGUGAACAUAAAUAUUAACUAACUGAAUCAUUAAACAGAUUUUUUUUAUUGGAAUAUCUACAUCAGAGGCAAGCAGUGCAGGUUUAUCACAUUAAAAGGCUGACUCAUUGUUGGAAAAACCGUUCAAUCAUGUGGGUAAAGGUGCUGUACUACUUAAGUAGUUACACACUGGCAAUCUCCUCACAUCCUCAGGCCACUAGGGAAAAAUGUGCAUAUUCACUUGUUUGGCAAGUGGUUGCUAGCUGUUGCUGGGUGAAAUCAAUUGCAUGGUUGCUUUGGUCACUAGCAGGCUGCCACGGUCGCCUGCAGGUUGCAUGGAAGACACCGACUUGUCUGCAAACACUCUCCAACUGCUUUCUGAGUGGAAAUGAAACUGAAGUCUGACACAAACUGCAAACGGAGAAUGUUUGAAUUCAGAGUAAAAGUUGUGCCUCAAUCAACAUGAUUCAAAAGGCAAAACUUUUAUUUUGAAGGGAAACUUGCGCUGUUUCCAGUUUGUGUCUGACUUUUUUACAGUUUUACUUCUACUCGGCAAGUAGUUAGUAAAUGUUUGCAGAGAAGUCGGCACCCUCCAUGGAAACUGAGGCGGCCGCGAUAAUCUGCAAGUGACCAAAGCCACAGUCACAAUCAGCAACCUUCAGCAGCUGCUCACCAACCGGGCAGGAAAUACACAUUUUUCCCGAGCAGCCGCUGGUUGACAGUGAGUAACUCACUGGUCUCUAGGCCUGUAUGACUGUGGCUUUAGUUUCACAGCAACUGCCAGCAACCAACAGCAACCACUUGCCAGCCGGCUGGGGAAUACACCUUUUUCUCCUAGCAACCUGUGGUUGCUGGGGGCCUGCCACCAACCGGUCUUAGCAGUGCUCUCUUGAGAGUAAUACACACCAGUGUUAUUUGGUUUGUUUUCAUCACCUUCAUUUCUUAGAACACGAACACAGCCUGAACACAUUCUUCUUUUGGCCAUUUUAAAGCUUCACAUCUACACAGAAAUGCUCCAGAGAUGCAACUAGUCAGAUUUAGUACAUCUAUAAUCAGUAUAGCAGUUUUUAGGUGUGCCAUCGUGGUGGGAAAAGGUUUUUCUAAUAAUCAAUAAGCCUCUUAAUAUUAUAAAACUCCUUUAGAGAACAUCAUGUGCCAUUAGAACACAGAUGAUUGCUUAAAAUGGGCCUCUUUACACAUACAUAGAUAUUCCAUAAAAAGAAUGAUUAGUUAGAUAGAAAUUACACAAUUAAUCAGUAUUUCUACUUUAACAUCCAUUUAUGACUCUCUCAAUCAGCUUUUCUUCCUGAAAACAUGACGUUUCAAAGUGAUCUCCAACUUCUGAGCAGUCGUGUACGUCAUGUCCACGCAAGCUCAGCUGUCUGUAGGCAGGUUGUGGAUGCGUUGCUGUAGCAACUGUUUCUGUUUGUAGUCAUGGAGAUGCUAAACCCAAUGCUGCUGCUUCAAUAUCUGACACAACCGACCUCACAAUGGCUGAAACAAAAACAGGAAUGUACGCUUUAUACUCAGAAACAAGAAGUCUGUAAUCUGUACUAAAUACAACGUACAUACUUUAUGGAAAUGUCUAAAUGUACUCGUGUUGAUGUAACGUGGAAUUGUUUUUAUUUAAUCACAAUGCAUAUCAGUGUAUAUAGUAAUAAAGUGGAAAAUGAAA